Molecule: messenger RNA, 1236 nt
Organism: Cyclospora cayetanensis
Lineage: Eukaryota; Apicomplexa; Conoidasida; Eucoccidiorida; Eimeriidae
Exons: 2
Coding region: 1-1236 (411 amino acids)
Biological process (GO): regulation of DNA-templated transcription
Molecular function (GO): DNA-binding transcription factor activity
Source: RefSeq, a predicted model, not a curated record
AUGAUAAGUCUUCACCAGCUCUUCAGAGUUCUCUCUAGAGUUAGCGUAGACCCAUCUGCCCCUUUCUGCCCACCCUCGCUGCACUCUCCUGUAGCGGGGAUACCGCGGGGAGUGGGCGCCUCCAGGGUGUCCAAGGAACCCUGCAGCCCCCUCAAAGCCCAACAGCCGGCGUCAGAUUCAAGCCUUAUCACAACAUGCACAAGCUCACCUCCAGCUCAGUGUGCCUCCAGCUCGGCGGUUUGUGGCCUCGAGGAGAGCUUAUUUGACGAGGCUGAAUGCACACCUUUCUCCUUCAGCAGCAGCACCAACACCACUGCAAAGCCAUUGGCAAUCGCCGUUUCCAGUACUCGACAGUCUUCUUUGUGUAGCAGCAGCAGCAGCUCGACUGCAGGCUCGCCUCUUACCGCCCCUUCCUUCGAUGCUUCGUCUCCUGGAUCCGCAUGCACCGUUGCAUGGUCUUCGCUUCCUUCAGAAAGGACUUUGAGAUCUUCAGAACGUCCGCUCCCAUCCCUCGCAUUGGAUGGAGUGGGUGCUCCUUUGGCCAUUCAAGCGCUUCCCCAUGGCCACCAGGUGCCCCAUAAGGAGUUAGGCCCCCAGUUCUUUGAUUCAACUGCUUCCAGUAUAACUCUUCUUGACGCACAAGGCGGGGUAGAGGAAGAUUCGAGAGGAAGUGCCUACAGAGCCACCCGUCGGCAGCGACGAAAGCUAUGGCCUCAGGAGGCACCUUGGGACUCAGGCACUUGCAGCAGAGCAGCAGCAGGGACUAGUGAGAUUGCCUGGAUGCAGAGGAGAGCACAAGACCGCAUUCAGACUCGUGGAGGAGCAGCAAUAGCACAGCAGCACUGUCCAUUGCCCGAAAAAUCAACAGACGUGCUGAGCGUCUCUGGGCAGGACUCUCGCUCCAGCCGACGCCGUUCCGUUGCCUCCAGGGGUCAUCAGCAGGUCAACUCUGCAGUAGCGACGGUGCCACAAGGUGACUCGAUGUGUGUACCGAUCAUUCAGGGGGGCCCCGGAACGUGCCUUGUGGGGAUUUCAGAAGGACCUUCACGGUUACCGGGUGUUUGUUUUUCGCCUCCCAAGGAUGUCUGGAGGGCCCGCAUUACCGUUGAGGGAAAGCAGUUCGAGCAGCAGUUCUCCGUGAAGAGGCAUGGCUACGAUGGUGCCAGAAUUCUUGCCGUGAGAUGGAGGGCAGAGAUGGAACACGCACGAAUUGUUAGGCCUCUAGCACAUCCCUAA